AUGGUCCCAGUUUUAGGUAUGAAGUUUGCCAACCCUCUCGAAUUGAAGCUUUGUCUAACCAACUAUGCUGUCAAGAAUGGGUAUGACUUAUGGUUUGAAAAAAAUGAUCAUCAAAAGCUGUUGGCAAAAUGUUGUAAAUAUAAGAAGAACAAGAAGAGUAAGAGUUGUCCCUUUAGGUUGUGGGCAACCUGGAUGAAGAAUGAGAGGUCUUUUCAGAUUAAGUCAUUAAUUGAUAGGCAUAAUUGUGCAAGAGUUUUCAAAUUUGGGUCCAUUGUAAGCUACAAAUGGAUUGGAACUCAUUUCAUGAAUGAUAUAUUACAGAAACCAAAGAUGAGCAUUAGGAAAUUGAAAGCUAAGGUCAGUAAAAGGUUUAACCUGAUAGCUAGUGUUGGACAAUGCAGAAAUGCUAGGAAAUAUGCAUUUCAGCAGAUAGAAGGUACUUUAAUAGAGCAUUAUGCUAAAACAUGGAGUUAUGGAGAAGAGCUAAAAAGGACAAAUCCUGGAUCAACAGUUAAGAUGGAGGUGGAUGUGAUGCCUGAUGGAGAAACAUACUUCUCAAAGUUUUAUGUGUGUUUAAAGGGUUUGAAGGAUGGAUGGAUGGAGGGUUGUAGGAGGGUAAUUGGAGUAGAUGGUUGUUUCUUAAAGGGCAUAUGCAGAGGUCAGUUGCUUGCAGCCAUUGGGAGGGAUGCAAACAACCACAUAUAUCCUUUUGCAUGGGCUGUGGUUGCAGUAGAAAAUAAAGAAUCAUGGAAGUGGUUUCUUGAUCUUCUAAUUGAUGACAUUGGAAUGGGAGUUGGGCAUGGACUAACCAUAAUAUCAGACCAACACAAAGGAUUAGUUGAAGCUGUGAAGGAAAGGGUUCCAGCUGCAGAGCAUAGGCAAUGUGCUAGGCACAUAUGUGCUAAUUUCCAAAAAAGAUUUAAAGGGCAAAUAUUUAAGAAACUGUUUUGGAGAGCUGCUAGAUCUACAGUUGAUAGGAGUUGUGAUGCAUAUGAAAAUGGUGUUUCUGAAAGUUUUAACUCUGUAAUUGAAGCUGCUAGGAAGAAACCACUUAUUACCAUGUUAGAAGAAAUCAGGAUUUAUGUAAUGGAAAGGUUGUGUAUAUACAAGGCCAAGGGUCAAUCUUGGGAUUUAAACAUAUGUCCUUCCAUAAGGUUGAAGUUGAAUAAGCACAAGCAAACACAAAGGUUUUGGCAAGAGGUACCUUCUGGAUAUAUGCAAUUUGAGGUGAGGGUGGAGACUGAAGGGUAUGCUGUAGACCUGAAUACUAGGCAAUGUGGAUGUAGGGCAUGGCAGUUAGCAGGGUAUCCAUGUGUGCAUGGAUAUGCUGCCAUUUCAAGCCUUAAUAGGGACCCUGAGGAGUAUGUGUUAGAAUGGUUUACUACAUCAAUGUAUGCAAGUUGUUAUAGGUAUAACAUUAGGCCACUAAACUGUAGUGCUAUGUGGCCUGAAGUGGAUUACACCAAACCAUUGCCCCCUAAAAAAAGAAGACUACCUGGAAGACCAACAAUGAAAAGGAAAAGGGACCAGGUUGAGAGAGAAGCUAAGGGAACAAGGCAUACAGUCUCAAAAAAGGGAAUGAUCAUGAGAUGUACCAUUUGUAGGGAAAGAGGACAUAACAGAUCAACAUGUCCAUUAAGACCAAAUGAUGUACCAUCUACUUCAGGUUCUAACAAAAAGAAACCUAAGAAACAAGGUAAAGUAGACCUUGAAGCUGAAUUGGAAGUGGAACAUGUUGUCAUGUUUGAAAGUGAAAGUGAUAGUGACUUUGAAAGUGAAAUUGAUGUUCCUGAAGUUGAUCUGGUACCAGAAGUUGAAGUUGAUGCUAACAUAGAAGAUGAGAUUCAAGCUAACAAUGAAGUGGAACAUGAAAUUGAAGUUCAAGAUAAUGUGGAACAGGAAAUUCAACACAAUGCAGAAAAUCAAGUUAGGAAGAGGACAAGAAAAACUUUAGAAAGAAUCACAAAGAUUCAGAUAAGGAAGAACAUAAGGAGGAAGGAAGGAAGCAGUACUGACCACCCACUGGAGAUUUGA
This is a messenger RNA of Lactuca sativa (garden lettuce), 2034 nucleotides long. RefSeq lists its product as uncharacterized. Gene Ontology annotation, molecular function: zinc ion binding. The record is from RefSeq and is a predicted model, not a curated record. NCBI's taxonomy places the organism in Eukaryota, Viridiplantae, Streptophyta, Magnoliopsida, Asterales, Asteraceae.